Molecule: messenger RNA, 1811 nt
Organism: Rhododendron vialii
Lineage: Eukaryota; Viridiplantae; Streptophyta; Magnoliopsida; Ericales; Ericaceae
Product: protease Do-like 8, chloroplastic
Exons: 13
Coding region: 179-1576 (465 amino acids)
Biological process (GO): proteolysis
Molecular function (GO): protein binding; serine-type endopeptidase activity
Source: RefSeq, a predicted model, not a curated record
AUCGCGUUUUCAAUCUUAGCUGUCGGAAAGUUCAGUGGUCCUGAUACCUUCGGAUGUUUCGAUGCUCUCGUACUUCGACUUGAGGCAGGACAAGAGGAGAGAGAGAAAACCCUAUCUACUCCUCUCUCUCUCGCUGUCAAACGAAAGUUAGGGGAUACCGCAAGAAUUGGAGAAAGAAAUGCAAGUAAUACAAGCAUGCGAUUCUCGUAUUCAGCUUCUUCCGCAACCUCAUCAUCGAAACCAGAUCCCAACACAAACAAGACGUUGCUUGGGUCGGCGCGAGCUCUGCAUUUCCUCUCUCUCUUCUCCCUCAGAAGCACAACACAACGACGACGUCGUUUUAGCUCCCUCCAUUUCCACUCCAAGGAUUGGUCGAGAUCACGGAAAUGAUUUGGUCGAAGUAAUACAGAAGAGCUCGAAUUUCACAACUCGUCGGACGUUGUUUACUAGUGUAUUCAUGUACUCAUGGUAUCAUCCUUCAAGGUACUUAUCAGCCCAUGCUUUAGGGGAUCCGUCUGUCACAAUUGAGGAAGUGACGCCGCCUGUUUAUCCUUCUGGUGGACUCUUCCCUUCUGAGGAAAGGAUUGUGAAACUCUUUGAGAAGAACACUUAUGCUGUUGUCAACAUCUUUGAUGUAACAUUGCGUCCUCAGCUAAAUGUUACGGGUAUGGUGGAGAUUCCUGAAGGUAAUGGUUCUGGAGUGGUUUGGGAUGGACAAGGUCACAUUGUAACAAAUUAUCAUGUAAUAGGUAAUUCCCUUUCGAGAAAUCCAAGUCGUGGGCAAGUUGUUGCACGAGUUAAUAUUCUUGCUUCAGAAGGGGUCCAAAAGAAUUUCGAGGGCACGCUGAUUGGUGCAGACCGUGCCAAGGAUCUUGCUGUGUUGAAGGUGGAAGCCUCUGAAGAAUUGCUGAGGCCAAUCAAGGUGGGGACAUCGUCUUCUUUAAGAGUUGGCCAACAAUGCUUAGCUAUAGGAAAUCCAUUUGGUUUUGAUCACACUCUCACUGUUGGGGUUGUUAGUGGACUGAAUCGCGACAUAUCUAGUCGAAGUGGAGUCACAAUCGGUGGUGGUAUACAGACAGAUGCAGCUAUUAAUCCCGGAAAUAGUGGAGGUCCUCUACUGGAUUCAAAAGGGAAUUUAAUUGGGAUCAACACAGCUAUAUUCACUUCGACAGGGACAUCUGCUGGUGUAGGGUUUGCAAUUCCAUCCUCAACCGUCGCAAAGAUAAUACCUCAGUUGAUUCAAUUUGGCAAAGUUUAUCGAGCUGGGUUAAAUGUGGAUAUUGCUCCCGACUUGGUUGCGAAUCAACUUAAUGUGCGAAAUGGAGCUUUAGUUCUGCGGGUUCCAGGAAAUAGUCUUGCAGCGAAAGCCGGGAUACUUCCCACUACAAGGGGCUUUGCUGGUAAUAUUGUGCUGGGGGAUAUAAUAGUAGCAGUGGACAACAAACCUGUUAGAAGUAAAGCGGAGUUGGAUAGAGCGUUGGACGACUAUAAUGUUGGGGACAAAGUCCUCCUGAAGAUUCAGAGGGGUAAUGAGAACUUGGAGCUGCCUCUACCUUUAGAGCAAAACGAUUCAUGACAAAGGAGAUUGAUAGCCAUGUACUUAUUUGUAGUUCUUACCUUCAUAUUGAAUUGGAGAGAGAGAGAGAGAGAGAGAGAGAGAGAGAGAGAGAAUGGGUAGCAGUAGUUUCCACUCCUGUCUUUGUACUUAUUUUCUGAUGUAUUGAUUUUAUGUUUACCGUAGGCUGAUGUAAGACUUCACCUCAUGAAUGAAUUGUACUAGCAAUUAUAUGUAAUGAUGCAUUUCAUUUCAA